CUUUCCAGACAAAACAUGCAGGGCCUCUUUUAACAUUGCAACUAGUGGGGUUUCUGCCCCAGUAGGCCCUUCAUCUGGCCCAGUAGUGAAGCAAAAAAAUCUAAUUUUGCCCCAGUAGUUAGGGGCCCUUUUCACAUUAUGUACCAUGAUUUGUUUUGUUGUUUUCAUUUCCAUUGUUCUUUCAACUUUGUGCAAGGGUCUGCGACUGGGACAAGUUUCUCCCGUCUCUUCUCUCGAAGCUUUGACUGCCCUCAAGAGCCUCAGUUUCGCCUUUUGAUCUCGAUUACCAGGAAUUGGUCAAUUCAAUUCAAUCUGCGAGCCUGGUACACAUGCCACUCAAGCACGUGCUUUUAAUAUUUUUAUUUUCGAUCUACCUAUCUCAAAUGACCUAUAUCUAAUCUCGUAAUUUCAAAAUGAAGAAAAAAGAGAAGAGUGGACACCAAAAGCGACUCGAAAGCAAGAAAAGAGCUUUGAAGGAAUGUGCCUCAGCUGUGGGUCAGAAGUCGAUUUUCUCAAUGUUUGGAAAGAAGGAUAGCGACACUGUUGAGGUUGAAAAUACAGCAGAAGUACUAGAGGAAGGCCUACUACAUGAUGAAUCCUCGCCACCCCCCAGCAAAGUGGCAAAGAGUGACACUACAAAUGUUACAACUGAAAAUGCAAAACAACAAGAUGAAUUUGGAACUCACUGGUACAAAGGAAAGAAAUUAGACUUAAACUGGCUUAUUAUGUCUGAGAGCUGUCUUGAAGUUAGAUAUGAAAGAAAAGACAAAAGGCAAAGGCCUAUCAUGAAAUGCCUUGUUUGUAACCAGCUUGAAAUGCAUGUUAAAAGGUUCACCGUCAAUGGUCGAAUACCUGUGGCUCAAGGAAUUCGUGUUGAUGGUAAGGACAGGCUUCGUUUGAUAGUUGACCAUUUAUGUUCUGCUGCCCAUGAAGAGGCAUUACGACUCAAAAAGCUUGAUGAUGCUUGGAAGGAUAUGUCAGAUGCCCAUCCCUGGGUACGAAUAGUGAAGAAAUGUAAAGCUGAGACCUUACAAUUGCUUCUAAAACUUGCAGUUGAUGUAUACAAUGACUGCAGAGUAGAAACUGUCAGUGCAUGGAGCUGGGCAUCAAGAUCUUUGUCUGGUGAUCAUAGCAACAAUUUGUUGCACAUAUUUAGAGAUAAUGGAUGGGAUGCUGAUUUUGUUCCUUACAAUCAACCAGGCUCUGCCUACCAUUACAGAGACCCUAUGACAUAUGCUGAAAUGAGAAAAAUUAUCAGUGAACAUGAAAUGAAAAAAGUAGCAGAUUUGUUAAAAGAAUGUGUCUGCUAUUCAGUACAAAUUGAUGGCAGUUCAGACAAACAACAAGUGGAUUCCAAAUUCAUCACUGCAAGAUUUCUCCCACAAAAUGAAGUUUCUGUGAAAACUGUAUUUCUGGGUAUUUCAAGUAGUGACCUUGGGGGUGCAGAUGGUUUGCUUGAUGCACUUACCACUUGUUUAAAGAGUGUGGGAGUUGAUACAGAGAAACUUGUUGGAAUAACUACAGACGGUGAAAAUGCCAACACUGGUAAGAAUGGUGGACUCUGGAAACUUCUAAAGGAUUACACUGGAAAAGAAUUGCUCACUGCAUGGUGCAUAUGCCAUCGCUCUGAUUUGGCUUUGGAGUCUGUACAGUCUGAAGUUCCUGAAUUGUCAUUGUGGAUGACCAAUGUACUUGCUGUUUCCAAAUUUUUCAGACAAUCACCUCACAGAGUAAAGUACCUUCACAAAGAAGAUCCCAAAUGUCUGACAUUUCCUAAGCACUUUGAAGUGCGAUUUGCUGAGCACACUUUGAAUGUGCUGAAGGCAGUGCUAAAUAAUCUUGAAGCAGCAAAGCAAGUGUGGACAAAGAUGUGUUCUGGUGAAAUUCACGCUGAAAAAAUUGAAAAAAGAAUGGCUCAAGGCUUUUUAGAUAAAUGGAAACAUGAUGGUCAACAGUUUUGGUUAACAACUUUGAUGUUUGAUUUGUGCAAAAUAUUUAAGAAUCUCCAGAAAAUUUUUCAAAAGUCACACCUAAUUUUGUUGGAUAUUAUAACUGCAAGAGAUGCUGCAGUUGAGAAUCUCAAAGUGAUGAAUGAAAUACCAAUACCAGGUGGGAGAGAGGAGAAAUGUCGUGGAAACUUCGAAGAAGUUUCUUCUCCAACUAAUUCAAGACAGAAAGGAAACAUAAUGAACAAAUAUGUGACAACAACACACAGGAAUGACAUGGCAGUGAGAACAGAGAUUGUCCAAUCAGCAAUAAAUUUUUUAGAUGAGAGAAUGAACCUUAAAAAUGAUGGAACUUUAAAAAAUUUGAUGAAAAUUUUAGAUGCCAAAUCAUCUACAGAGCUCAUCACAGCAAGCAGAGAUUUAGCCAGUCAACUAUUUGGCCCAGAAAAGAUUGAAGAUUUUGUCUCUGACACAUGUAUGUCAUGGAGGAAGAUAGUUGCCAUUGAAGAUCCUGCUAUUGAAGACAAUGGCACAUUUUACGCAUUGAAAUUAAGAAAAAUGGUGCAAGCAAGCUGUGGUCUUUUGAAAACAUUUCUAGCAUCGUUUUUAACCUUAACCCCACAUAGCAUGGGGACUGAAAGAACAGUCUCUCAUUACAACAAUAUCAAGACCUCAAACAGAGCUUCACUUAGCCAACAGUCAAUAAACAGCAUUAUGCACAUCUCCUUAAAUGGUAAAGGAACAGCCUUUUAUGAUCCAAGAAAUGCAGUUGCUGAAUUUUUGAAGCAAAAAGAGAGGCGUGACAGACAGCCUGACCAAGAAAUAUAUCAGACUAGAAGUUUUAUUAAAAAGUUUUUUCAAAAAGACAAUGGUUGUUUAUAAUUGCUAUUAGUAAUUUUUUCAAAAGUGUGGACCUCAAUUUGAACACUUAAAAUGGUUUUGCAUGUUAAAAUUUCUGUUAUGUCAUAUACAUUUUAUUCAAAGUUAUUAUAACAAUGGCGCUAUUUUUUCUGUGUACUGGCUUGGGCCCCAAACUAAGAUUUUCCCCAGUAGUUGGUUUUGCUUAAAAGAGGCUCUGAAAACAUGAGAUAGUGACUCCGUUUACAAGAAAUAAAUGACCAUGUUUCUAUUCAAGUUUUAUAACUACUGUUUGUUUUGUUUAUGUUUUGAUGUGUUAUUGUUGAUUGUGUACACUAUCGUCUGUCUGUAUGUGAUUUCUGCAUCAUGGCCUAUACACGUGUUCAAAACUCGGGGCAUUUCCUCGCUACGCUUGCAUGGCUAAGAUACCUAGGGUUCACAGGGGUUUGCAAUGAUUGCAACAAAAAUUUCCUUUAUAAAAAAGAUAAUUAUAGAGGUGCAGUAUCGAAAAUUUCUUAAAAUAGGCCCUGAUAAAACCAUCUUCCUAGUUAUUGCGGUGUUGUUGUAAUCUUAUAUGAUGAUUAAUUGUGUUGUGUUAUUUUCAAAAAUGGCGUAAUUCCAGUCUAAUCUCUAGAUACAGGCAGGUUACAACGGUAUGGUGAAAUGCACCCUCGAUUUUCGCUGUAUCUCAACCAGGAAUGGCUUGGGAAGUAAUUUGCAAACGCCCGAAAAAUCUUAAAAAUCCGAUCAAUUUUUGAAAAUAACCGAAGAUCCGAUUUGAGAAUAGCUCGACAAAAAUAUCGUACAACUUUUACGAAAAUCAGUUUUCUUCCGAGAAAAAUCCCCGGAAAAUCCUUAAAAAUCCCACUGUUCUCUAUAAAUUCUCGUACGCUGUUUGGAAAGAGCAUAGAGUAAUAAACCCCUCGGAAAAAUUCAUGUAGCUCAAGAAACUUGGGAAUUAGAAAGAUCAGUUUGGCAAGUGUUUGCCGUCACAUGUAAGAAAUAUCUCGUGUUUUAUACCCCUGAAACUCUGCAAUUUUAGUUACAGGAAAAUCCUCUGGGUUUGCGACCAUAACAACAACAACGGACUGGUCUUAUGGUAACCCAAUGAGGUGUAUAGAAUUCUAUACACCUCAUACACCAAUUCGACUUACGACCUCGUUUUGGAAAUUUCUCCAAACUUAAUUAUACGACUUUUUUAAGCGCAGAUUUAGUUUCAUCGCCAUAAUUUCAGGCGGGAUACCAUUUUUCAUAUUGUUUCAGCUUGUAUUUGAGAUUUUACGGAGAAAUGAAGUUUGAAAAAUUGUAAGGGAUUUGACCGCCAAAAUCGUUCCGGGGGAAACUUUAACCCCCCUAGUCGCCAAUCACGGUCAAAUCCCUUAUAAAGUUU
This is a messenger RNA of Rhopilema esculentum, 4194 nucleotides long. The record is from RefSeq and is a predicted model, not a curated record. Lineage: Eukaryota; Metazoa; Cnidaria; Scyphozoa; Rhizostomeae; Rhizostomatidae.